Messenger RNA from Telopea speciosissima, 4103 nucleotides. Its product is annotated as TNF receptor-associated factor homolog 1b-like. Bases 248 to 3685 code for a protein of 1145 amino acids. Gene Ontology annotation, molecular function: protein binding. NCBI's taxonomy places the organism in Eukaryota, Viridiplantae, Streptophyta, Magnoliopsida, Proteales, Proteaceae. The record is from RefSeq and is a predicted model, not a curated record. The transcript has 13 exons.
AGAGAGAGAGAGAGAGAGAGAGCCCUUGUUUCCAACUUUCCAUAUCUCUUAUUGAGUUAUUACUAUUAGUUUUUCUUAUUAUUUUUCGCCUUCGCUCUGCUGCCCUUCCGACCCAAAUCGUUUCUCCCUUCUCUGUUUUCUCGCCUGACAAGGGGAGAAAACGGCUUCGGUUCGAUAGUAACAAGCUCUGUUCUGCAUUACAGGGCGCAGGUGAAAGAUUGCCAAGGGAUAAUUUUUCGAGUGGGUCAUGGCUGGGAGUGUGAGCGAAGAAUAUGGGGCUGGAAGGUCUUCGGAGGGGAUUUCAAGUGGGCAGCGUUGCCAAUCUGGGGAAGCUCUGGCAGAAUGGCGGUCCUCUGAGCAGGUUGAAAAUGGAACCCCGUCUACUUCACCCCCUUACUGGGACACUGACGACGACGAUGAUUGUGGGCUAAAACCAUCUGAGCUAUAUGGAAAAUUUACAUGGAAGAUAGAGAACUUUUCACAGAUUAACAAAAGAGAACUUCGGAGUAAUGCAUUCGAGGUUGGCGGUUACAAAUGGUAUAUUUUGAUCUACCCACAAGGGUGCGAUGUUUGCAACCAUCUUUCUUUGUUUCUUUGUGUAGCUAAUCAUGAUAAGCUUCUCCCAGGAUGGAGUCAUUUUGCUCAGUUUACAAUAGCUGUGGUGAAUAAAGAGCCAAAGAAAUCUAAGUACUCGGAUACAUUGCACCGGUUCUGGAAGAAAGAGCAUGAUUGGGGGUGGAAAAAGUUUAUGGAGUUGUCAAAGGUUCAAGAUGGUUUUAUUGUUGGUGACACUCUUGUUAUAAAGGCUCAAGUCCAAGUUAUUAGGGAGAGAGCAGACCGCCCUUUUCGUUGCCUUGAUUGUUUGUAUAGGAGAGAACUGGUUCGAGUAUAUCUAACGAAUGUUGAGCAAAUUUGUCGGCGCUUUGUGGAAGAGAGGAGAGGCAAGCUUGGGAAGUUGAUUGAGGACAAAGUGAGAUGGUCAAGCUUCUGCGCUUUCUGGUUAGGAGUUGACCAGAAUGCAAGGCGUCGCAUGUCCAGGGAGAAAACUGAUGUGAUCUUGAAGGUUGUUGUGAAGCAUUUUUUUAUAGAGAAGGAAGUCACCUCUACGUUGGUAAUGGAUUCACUUUAUAGUGGUUUGAAGGCUCUUGAGGGCCAGAGCAAGAGCAAGAAAGGGAGAACAAAACAAUCGGAAAAUGAAGAAACCCCAGCUCCUAUUGUUCGGGUAGAGAAAGACAUAUUCAUUUUGGGAGAUGAUGUGUUACUGCUACUCGAAAGGGCUGCGUUGGAGCCACUGCCUCCGAAGGAUGAGAAGGGUCCUCAAAAUCGUACGAAGGAUGGGAGUUCGGGAGAAGACUCCAACAAAGAUUCCAUUGAACGUGAUGAAAGGCGUCUGACAGAACUUGGUCGGAGGACUGUAGAAAUUUUUGUGCUUGCCCAUAUUUUCAGCAAUAGUAUUGAAGUUGCAUACCAGGAAGCUGUUGCUUUGAAGAGGCAAGAGGAGCUCAUACGUGAGGAAGAGGCAGCUGGCCAAGCUGAAAGUGAACAAAAGGCUAAACGUGGAGCUGCUGAAAAGGACAAGCGCUCUAAGAAAAAACAGGCUAAACAAAGACGUAGCUGUCGCAAAGGAAAAGAUAGAGAAAGAGAUGAAAAGCCCAAUGUGGCUGUACAAGAUAAGCACCAACAACAGAGCAAUACUGAUGAGAGAACUGUGGACAUACCUGAAAAGCAGGCGAGGUCUGUGCUUGAACAGCCUGACGUGCUGGAAGAUGUUUCUGACAUAUCUGAUAUAGGAGAUUGUGUUGCUGAGUCGCAGCUUGAUUUAGAAGACAGAGAUGCUAAUCCUGUCAAUUGGGAUACAGAUGCAUCAGAAAUUCAUGCUGUGACGGAAGCCAGUAGCAGCGGAAUGAGUAGCCUACCUGUACACAAUGGACGAGUAGAGAAGAAGAGCCCAUCUGUAAUGGAUGACAGCUCCUCAACAUGUUCUACAGAUUCAAUUCCAUCGGUGGUAAUGAAUGGGCCUUGUAGAGGGAACUCCUCACCAAACUUCAAAAGUCAGACAUCUCCUGGCAGGGGGAAGAACCGGCAUGGUAAGGAGACACAAGACCAGACUAGUUGGGGCCAUGAAGAUAACCAGCCAUCUGACCCAACAUCAGAUAGUGUACCCCAAAAUGAUGCUUCUGACAGCUGUACAGCACUUGAACCUGAACCAGAAUCAGAAGCUGUUGUGGAAUCCUUGAAAGAUCGGAUACAGUGGCUUGAGCAGCAUUUGGUUGAGAAGGAAGAAGAAGUUAGUUCGCUGCAAAAAAAAUUAAGUGUGAAAGAUCAGGAUGAUGUUGAAAUACCUGUAAAACAGAGCACGACAGUGGAAUCAUCAGUAUCCUCUCCUAGCAGUCCCAGCAUAAAUUUUGGGCAGCCAAAGUCAGUAGCAGAGAGCACUGCUCCAGCUGAGCCAGUUCCAGUUAGGGAGACGUCUUCAAAUAGCCCCCGACAAAUGGAAAAAGGGGUUCCUCAAAUAACACAAGCAUCCCAGAUUCCUGAUUUGUCCAAAUUAGAGGUUCAAAGGCCUGUGUCAUCAUCAAAAAUGGCAAUGCUUCCGGCAGAGAAGCCAACAGCACAGCAAGUCUCUUCAAUGUCUCGGCCCUCAAGUGCUCCCCUGAUUCCUGGUCCCCGACCCACUGCCCCCAUUGUUUCCAUGAUUCAAACACCACCUUCAUUAGCACGGUCAGUGAGUGCUGCCGGAAGAUUGGGCACUGACCCCUCGUCAACAACCCACAGUUAUGUUCCUCAUUCCUAUAGAAAUGCCAUAAUGGGUAAAACUGUGUCUGCAAGCACAGCUGGUUUUGUACCUCGUCACUCAAACUCCAUUGCAAAUCCUUCUCCUGCCUUCUCACAACCCCAAUCUUUGAUGGCAUCCUCACCAAUGCAUUCACCUCAGUUUUCCACAGAGAAGGAUCAAGGCAUGGUUGGGUCAGACUUCACUUUUGGCACUUUUACACCCGAGAUACUGCAGAAUCGACCUCAGUGGAUGGAAGAGUGCUCCCGAAGGGAUGCAAACAGUGCACUGUGCAGUCCAUCCCUGUUGAAUGGCAUUCAAAACCUUGAUUUCUAUGGGUCUGGCAGCCGUGGUUCUCGGACAUACUUCAGUGAGGAGUUGCCUGCUGGUCUCUCAUCUCGCCAAGCACAAGGUUCGUCAGCAGAUGAGUUUCCACACCUUGAUAUCAUCAACUACUUGCUUGAUGAGGAACACAGCAUGGGGAAGGCAGCCAAGGCCAGUGCAGUCUUCCAUGGUACAAAUAAUGGGCAUCAUCACCCCUUGAGUCGGCAGUUAAGUUUUCCUAGUGAUAUGAGUAUGUCCAUGGACAUGGGCCCUUCAGUCAACUGUUGCAGGUUAGAUCGUCCAUCUUCAUCUGGCUACAGUGAAGAUGGGAUGCAGAGGAUGUAUGGCUCCCCUGGUAGUCACUUUGAUGGGCCAAGGGAUGUGAUUCCGCAUGGUGUGUCAGGCUAUAGUAAUGGUCAAAUUGAUGGUGUGAUGCGGAACCAGUGGCCACUAGGUGUUGUUGAUUCAUCUAUGCUUAGCAUGAGGAAUGCUGAGGGUGAUGUUUACCCAUUUCAGCCACCAGAUUAUUCAAAUUUGGCAUGUGGGGUCAAUGGUUACACUGUUUUUCGGCCUUCAAAUGGGCAUUGAAAGGGGUUACCAGGACUGACGGAAUGCGCCUGCAAUUAAUUGGUCAUCAUCAUCUGUCAUAAUAAUGUAUUUCUGGAAAUUCCCCUUCUCGGGUUUGGGAGUGAGGUUGUAAUCCUUCCUUUAGAAAACGUUAUGUAAAGAGUGAUUCUGCCUUCUUUACUUCACAUCAGCCUUUGUUUUCGUGUGUCGUCUGAUAUAGGAGAGUGUGUCGUCUGAUAUAGGAGAGUGAAUGCUUGCUAGAUUCCAUGGGUUAUUAAGUUCUGGCAAUCAAUUGUUCCUCUUUGGGACUUGCUGGAGUCCAUCCCAUGUGGUUGCUGUAGUGAUGGUGGUCUUGGUGAUCAAAUGUAGAUGGUGUCCAUAAGUGAAUAACUGGUGCAUCAAUCUAUAAGUAAUACUAACAAGCCAAUUUUCUCGGCAA